Messenger RNA from Entamoeba invadens IP1, 3084 nucleotides. RefSeq lists its product as hypothetical. The record is from RefSeq and is a predicted model, not a curated record. Bases 1 to 3084 code for a protein of 1027 amino acids. Lineage: Eukaryota; Evosea; Mastigamoebida; Endamoebidae. The transcript has 2 exons.
AUGCCUUCCAAAUUGGACGCUUAUAAUUUCCAGGUUGUAACACGUUACUUUUUCUUUAGAAACGAUUUUACAAACUCGAUUCUCGUCUGUAAGAAAUUUUGUUGUAUUUUGGAUCGUUUUCGUUACAACCCCAUUCCAAUAUCGUCCAAACGACUGUUUCCGUAUAUGGAAACGCAACACUUGUACACAAAAUAUGAUGUUAAAAUACCAAAUAUUAAUAAUUUUGUUGUGUGGUAUAAAGUUGAUUAUUCAAAUUCAAAGAACUUGAUAAAAGACAACAAUUGGGAGUUCAAAAAUGUUCGUAUAACAUUAAAAGACAUCAAAUCUCUUAAUAUUACCAAUUUCGACGAUAUGAAAAAAAUAUUAAAAAACAAAAGUAUCAAAAUUCUUGGUAACCAUUUGUUUACUUCUUUCAACAUUAAAGAAUAUGUUCUUCCGGUUCACGUUACCAAACUUGAAAAAAACUUAUUUAUUGAAAAUAGUUCUAUUAAAAGUGUCACUUUAUGUGAUGGAAUCCGUUCUAUAUCAAAUUGUUGUUUUAAAGACUGCAUCCAAUUGACGUCAAUCAACUUUCCAUCGUCUGUGUCGUCUUUUAAAUACGAUUCUUUUGCGAAUUGUGGCUUUGAAUCAUUUUCGAUGCCUGACACUAUUUACUCGGUUGGAUGUGGGGCUCUAGAAAAUUGCAGAAAUUUAAAAGAUGUUGUUGUAUCACAAAAUGUGAGAACGAUACAUGCUACGUUUUAUUAUUGCACAAAUCUAACUCGAGUGGACUUGCCAAGUAAUUUAAAUGAAAUUAGUUAUGACUCAUUCAUGGGAUGUGUAAACCUCAAACGUAUUACCAUUCCAGAUACCGUUAGGUUUGUAUUUAACCAUGCUUUCGAAGACUGUUUGAACCUUCAAGAGCUUAUUUUUAAUGAAAAUUGUUUUAUUAGCAAUUCAGUAUUUGACGGCUGCACUUCUCUGACGAAAUUUGUUGUUCCUACUUUUAAUGAUAAGGUUCUAAAUGGAAUUUCGAGUGGUGAAAUUGAUAUUUACAAAAAAUUUUACACUGAUUUUAAAGAUAUUGAUGAGGAAUAUAUAAAUAUGGAUAGAGUCGAUUAUUGUGGUGAUUAUGAUGAUAAUGAGGGGAUUUUUGUUCUUUCAAAUAACAUUCAAAAUAUAUAUCCGCGUUUGUUUGAUGGUAAAGAAAAUAUGCGAAAACUAUAUAACACAGACCAAGUAACUCUAUUAAAGAAAAAUUGUUUCAGCAGUUGUAAAUUUUUGGAAGAAAUUACAUUCAAAAAAGACGUCAAAAUAGAGAGUGGUUGUUUUGAAAAUUGCACAUCACUCACAAAGCUUGAACUUUCCAAUGACAACAUGAAAGUGAGAUUUACACCAACUUUUCAAGAAAUAAAAAUUCUUGAUACAUUUGGGUACAAAUAUGACAAAGUUCUUUUUGAAUUUUCGAAAGAAGAUAUCGAUUAUUUUAAUGAUAUUAAGAAAUGUAAUUAUUUAGUAGAACUAAGUGGUCAUGUCAAAGGCAAAAACAAAAUACAAAAAAUUAAAAUCCCACAUAACGUUAUUUCAAUUCAAGAUGAAUUUUUCCAUGAAAGUAAAUUUAAGUCCAUUGAUUUGGGAAAUGUCCGUCAAAUUGGAGAUAACAUUUUUGGUCCAAAAUUACUUCACAUAACGAUACCAACAACACUUACUCAAAUUGGAAAAAAUGUUUUGGAUGACUGUAAAAAUCUGAAAAGUAUCGACUUGUGUGGGAAGAAAACAUUUGAUGGGUUUGUAAACAUCAAAACGAUGAGACGUUUAAAUGAAAUCAAUGUCAUAUGUAAAAACGUAUGUGUGCCGAUGGAAAUGCUUGCCUAUUUCAAAAAUUUUAACAUUAAACUCAAAAAAUCGACAGUUUUACAUUUGUUUUCAAAUUUUGUAGUCCCACAAAAUGUCUUGAGCAUCUCAGAAAAAUGUUUUUUGAAUUGUUACAAUCUUAAAGAGGUUGUUUUGCCUUCAACUUUGACAUCAAUAGAAAAAAUGGCAUUUUUCAAUUGUUAUUCGAUAAAAACAUUAAACCUUCCCGAUAGUCUCAAAAUGAUUGGGUCGUGUGCAUUUGAAAAUUGUGGGUUGACGAGUAUAUCAAUACCAACCAGUGUCACUCAAAUUGGUGAACCAGCAUUUUUGUGUUGUCGUGAUUUAAAAACUGUUGUUAUUCCAGAUAUAAUAGUCGAGUAUUGUAAUGUAUUUGAAAUGUGCCCUUUGUUAUCACAUGUUGAAAUUGUAAAAACACGUGAAAUUGGUUUAAAAUUCAAUUCCACUUUUGGGGAUAUUUGUUUCAAUUUGAAAAAUAUUAAUAUUCCAAACAAUGUGACUUCUAUUAAAGAAAAAUCAUUUUCAAAUUUUCUUACACUUACAAAAAUUUCUAUUGGAAAAUGUGUCGAACAAAUCGGAAAAAGCUGUUUUGAGAACUGUGAAAAUCUUAAAGAAAUAGAAAUUCCAAGUUCAGUGACUUAUAUAGCAAAUUUCGCGUUUAAAAAUUGCUCAAAAUUGGUCCAAAUAAAAUUUACAAAACAAGUGACGGAUGUAUCCCCUACAGCUUUUGAAAAAUGUGACAAAUUAACAGAAAUAUUUAUUGAAAAUAAAAUUGUUACUACUGUUGAUUUUCCAGUCACGUAUGAAAUCGCUCAAAUGUUUAAAACAAAUUCAAUUUAUUGUAACAACGUCAUAUUUUUUAAAAGUGACAUUAUACGAUAUUUAAAAAUUAAAGUUGUAAAUGGUAAAAGGAUUGGAGAAAUUCCAAAAGGUGUUGUUAAACUUUCUGAACAAUGUUUUCGUGGUUAUAAAGAAGUUGAUGUCAUUCGUAUACCAAAUAGCACACAAAAAAUUGGAGAUUUUUGUUUUUACCACUCGCCUAUAAAACAAGUUUUUAUUAUUGACAACCACAGCUUUAUAACAACAUUAAAAUUUUGGUUGUUGUUAGUUUGGGGAAAGUGCAAAACUUUAAAUAUAUUAUUUUUGAUUGUGAUAUGUUCUGGUAUAUUUAUUCUAUUAAUAUCUAUCACUCAACAAAACAAUGAUAUGUUUCCAUUUGAUAAUGACAAUUGA